Prunus dulcis (almond) is the source of this 1562-nucleotide messenger RNA. Its product is annotated as protein RST1-like. Gene Ontology annotation, biological process: regulation of post-transcriptional gene silencing. NCBI's taxonomy places the organism in Eukaryota, Viridiplantae, Streptophyta, Magnoliopsida, Rosales, Rosaceae. The coding region runs from base 417 to 1499 and encodes 360 amino acids. The record is from RefSeq and is a predicted model, not a curated record. The transcript is spliced from 7 exons.
UUAAGAUUGCUCGUGCAGCUACAUUGAAGUACAGUAAUGAUGCACUUCGUCCCUUGCUUGGCCGCCCUCUUGGUGCUCUAAAAAGAAAAAUUGAAGAUGAAACAGGGAAAAGAAGUGACACUAGAGAGUUACCUGGUGCAGCCCUGCUAUGUCUUUCUUUCACUCCUAAAGAUGUAAACACCUUAGGGACAUCAAAGGGAUUGCGGGAUGUACAUGCUGGAUAUGAGAAGGCAUUGUUGGAAAUAGCUUCAUCUCUUCAGCUCUCAAGAAAUAUUUUUAUUGCCCUUAUUUCACUGCAAUCGUGGAAGUCCUUUGUGCGGCGUUGGGUGAGGGCAGAUGUCUUGUCCUUUGAUGCUAAAGUGCCAUCUGUCCUCUUGGAUAAAACCGCUAAAGCUGCUAGUGACAUUCUGAAGAGUAUGAUAAAAGCAGCUGAAGAGGCUAUUCCUAGAUCUGCUGAAAACAUUGCACUAGCUAUUGGUGCACUUUGUGUGGUCUUGCCUCCAUCUGCUCACGCUGUUAAAUCAGAUGCCUCAAAAUUUCUGUUGAAUUGGUUGGUCCAGCAUGAACAUGAACACCGCAAAUGGUCUGCUGCGAUUUCUCUUGGAUUGAUCUCAAGUUGCCUACAUGUAACAGAUCAUAAGCAAAAGUUUGAGAAUAUCACUGGACUUGUUGAGGUUAUGUGUAGUAGCAAUAGCACCCUUGUCAGAGGAGCCUGUGGGCUUGCCUUGGGUUUUUCUUGUCAAGAUCUUCUUACCAGGGUUGAUGCUGGUGAUAAUUCUGACAUGGACAAAGAAACAGGCAAGAUGACAGAAGCAGACUUGCUUGGUAUGAUAGUUAAGGCAUUAUCACUCAUGAUAGGUCAGCUCACUCAGUUGCCAUCUGAUGUUAUGGAAAGUCUAUCUGCCUACUUUCCACCUAACACAUUUGGUAUAGAUAUGAAUAUAACUGCUGAACUGUCACAUGAGAACUCUGAUGACUCUCUCGAAGAUAUCUGGGGUGUUGCUGGACUUGUUCUUGGUUUGGCGAGUUCUGUUGGUGCACUGUACAGAGCUGGGGCACAUGAUGCUGUUCUCAAGAUAAAAGACUUGAUCAUUUCAUGGAUUCCACAUAUGACUACACCAGUUCAAGGGUCUCGGUCUUUUAGUGGGGUUUCUGAGAUAGUUUUAUCAGUAGGAUCCUGUCUUGCACUUCCCAUUGUAGUCGAAUUCUGCCAAAGAUUAGAACUGAUGGAUGAUAAUGAAGUACGCCAUUUAGUGAAUGGCUACAGGGAGCUCAUUUCUGAAUUAUUGUCUGUCAAAAAAUCUGGCACCUUCUAUCACAGCUUACUUAUGGCAUCUUGUAUAGGAGCAGGAAGCCUCCUAGCCUGCAUACUGAAUGUAGGAUUGCCUUCUAGAAAUUGGACAAUUAGAAAUUGGAAAUUGGAAACUUAUCUUGCUGCUAAUAUGGAACUAAUCAAAAGGGCAACUGUUUUUAAAGUACUUUCGGUUAUGAUCAAGUAAAAAGGGUUAAACGAUGGGGUCCUGUGUUUAUGCCAUUGGGAUUGUUAUGAAAUCAUAGCAGAU